AUGCAAUCGAACUUGGAGAGUUUAAAAAGUACAUGUAGCUUGACGGAAUUGGUUCUGCAAGGGAAGGACAUUGAAUUGUUGCUUCUGAAAAACCAGGUCCAGGAGAAGCUGUCCUGUUUAUCCGAAAUGGAACUGAAAGACCUUCCGACCUCGGUGUGCAAGCAGAUUUUGUUCAGUCCAGGUAGCAUUGAACUCGGCACGCUCGAGGACCCAGACCGACCCAAGCAGAAAAUCUCCAACCAGCCCCGACGCUCCUUGUCAGCGGCCGACUAUUGGAGAGAGAAAACCCCACCCAAACCUAUCCCAACUUCAGCUGUCGGGAUACAAACAGAACAGGAGGAUAAUAGUCACAAGUUUACUAAUACUGGCGUGCAGACUAUAGCUGAAGAUGCCCCUUACUUGCAGGAUAAUAAUAUUGAAAUUACUAAUGCUGUCGACGAUAAAUCUAUUUCUACCGAUAAAGUGGAGACAGAGGAGAAGGCCGUGAACACUCGCUCUCGUAGCCUACAGAGCCUCACCUAUCAGCUGCAGCGAAACUCAAAAGAAGGGUCCCCGGAAAAUAAUAACGGCGACACAACGACACCCCAGACCCCUCCUGAGCCGACAUCGUCACCUGUCAUCAACCGUCGUCAUCACCGCCGCCGAAGAGAGCGACCCAGGGCUGUGGAGGUGGGAGUUAGACCGACGACAUAUUCCACAGCUUGCGUAAUUUCACCGGUAGGGGGCGGUCCGGUUCUUACCUACAGCAGCAGUAUUGAUGAAUCCUUUCAUAGUGCUGAUAGCGAUUAA
Messenger RNA from Acanthosepion pharaonis, 789 nucleotides. The record is from the annotation of a GenBank genome assembly. Lineage: Eukaryota; Metazoa; Mollusca; Cephalopoda; Sepiida; Sepiidae.